This is a messenger RNA of Arabis nemorensis, 477 nucleotides long. NCBI's taxonomy places the organism in Eukaryota, Viridiplantae, Streptophyta, Magnoliopsida, Brassicales, Brassicaceae. The record is from the annotation of a GenBank genome assembly.
AUGCUUUCCUCUAUUGUUGUGAACCUCCGCCGCCUCUACGUUCUUGCUGAUUGUCGUAGUGAUUUAAGUCGCACUUCCGUUACAAGGACGGGGCAAUACAACUACAGACAACCGUCAAGUAGUUCCAUAAGGAGUGUGAGUUCAACUACUCAGCGUCGAGUAGGUAGAAGCAUUGGAUUUCCCAACGGUUGUUACUGCGCUUUGGUGUCAGUUAUCAAAACUUCCACUACAGCUAAGAAUCAUGGUCGAAGAUUCUAUGGUUGUCCUAACGAUGCGUGGUUGGAUGAGGCAAUAAUAGAAGAGUUUGAAGAGAUAAGGCUGGUGGUGGAACAACAAGCUAAUUUAAUUCGUUACUUCAAAAGUAAGGAGAGCCAGGCCAUACUGGAUUGUAUUGAUAAGCCACAUAUGGAAACGAUUAGGCGUUGCAUUCAGAAAACAGACAUAGAGCUAGCGCAAUUGAAGAAAGAUGAUUAUUGA